AUGGAUUUUGUUGAAGAAGUGUGCUCUGAUAAUACAGUGCGUUAGUAUAUUAAAGGUAAAUUCUUGGGGAAAGGAGGAUUUGCUAAAUGUUAUGAAUUUUCAUUUGGAGAGUAAUUAUAUGCUAGCAAAAUAAUUGGUAAAUCAACCUUAACAAGAUCUAGAACAAGAUAAAAAUUGAUGUCUGAAAUUAAGAUACAUAAAAGUCUCUAACAUUAAAAUAUAGUUGGGUUUCAUAAAUAUUUUGAAGAUGAUGAAAAUGUAUAUAUUCUUUUAGAAUUAUGCACUAAUUAAACACUAAAUGAAUUAUUAAAGAGAAGAAAAAGAUUAACAGAACUUGAAGUUUAAUGUUAUUUAAUGUAAAUUCUAAAAGCACUUAGUUAUUUACAUAAACAUAAAGUGAUUCAUAGAGAUUUAAAAUUGGGUAAUUUAUUUUUGUCAGACAAAAUGGAAAUAAAAUUAGGAGAUUUUGGAUUGGCCUCUUAAUUAGAAUUUGAAGGAGAAAGAAAACAUACAAUAUGUGGAACUCCAAAUUAUAUUGCUCCUGAAAUAUUAGAAUCGAAAUAUGGACAUAGUUUUGAAGUGGAUAUUUGGUCUUUUGGAGUAAUUGCAUAUACAUUAUUGAUUGGGAAACCUCCUUUUGAAACUAAUGAUGUAAAAAAAACUUAUAGAAGAAUUAAGAUGAAUGCUUAUCAAUUUCCAGAACAUAUAAUAAUUAGUGAUGAAGCUAAAUCAUUAAUUAGUUAAAUUCUAGUUAUAGAUCCAUCAAAAAGAUUAACUUUGGAUGAAAUAAAGAACCACGAAUUCUUUAAAGGUUUAAUUCCUGAAUUGUUACCAUUAAGCACCUUAACCUGUCCACCUUCAUCAUAAUUUAUUAGAUUAUAUUAGAAAUAAUAAUCAUAAAGUAUUCACAGGUUAGAAAAUACUUAAAAUCAUAUUUAAAAUGCAAAAUAAUUCCUCCAAUAUAGAAGUAUGGAUAGACUGUAAUUUUUAGAAUAGAAUGAAAAUUGUCUCAACUAAAAUUAUGUAAUUUAAGAACCUUAAAUUAUUGUAAAGAAAUGGUAACAUUCAUUCCUAAAUUAAGGGUUGAUUAUUCAAGCAAAUAUGGUUUAGGAUAUUUAUUAGAUAAUUAACAAUGUGGUAUAUAUUUCAAUGAUAGUUCUAAAAUGUUGAUGUUAAAUUAAGAGUAAUAAAUUAUAUUGAAUAUUUUAGUAAAUACAUAUAUGUAGAUAGAAAUGGAGAUGAAAUAGAGGGAAGUUUAGAAUAUCAAGAGAUGCUUAAAAAGAAUACAAUUAUGAUACAUUUCAGAAGUUAUCUAUUGUUAGAUGAAAAAGUUAAAGAAAACUAUUAAUUUGAAUCUUAGAGGAUCUAUGUUAAGAAAUGGAUGAAAUCUAAACAUGCUAUGAUAUUUAGAUUAUCUAAUAAAACUGUAUAAGUUAUUUUCAAUGAUCAAACAUAAGUGAUACUUAGUUAGAAUCUAAAAGUAGUUACUUAUAUUGAUAAAGAAUCUAUGAAACAAUCAUAUAUAUUGAGUAAGGCUUUUGAGAGUGACAAUAUUUAAAUGGUAAAAAGACUUAAAUACACAAAAUAAAUUAUUAGUUAAAUGAUUUGGAAAUCCAAAAUUUAACGAAAGACUUCUGAUAUUGCUUAAAUUGAAAAACCAUAAUCCAAACCAUUAUAAGAUAGGAUUAAUACAUUGACUUCAAUCAAUUAACUAAAUAUUUAAUGCAGUACAUCAAGAUUGAAAAAUUCUCUACAUAAUAAAUGA
Molecule: messenger RNA, 1765 nt
Organism: Paramecium sonneborni
Lineage: Eukaryota; Ciliophora; Oligohymenophorea; Peniculida; Parameciidae
Source: the annotation of a GenBank genome assembly